UUUUUCGUAAUUUACUUCCUUUAUUUUAAGCUUAGAAUAAAUUUAAAAGUGGAAAAAUUGUAUGUAAUUGUCUUGGAUGAGACUUGAACUCACGAUUUGAAAUUUAUUCUAAGCUUAAUAGCAUCGUUCGCAGACGUUUCUGCUUCUUAAAAAUAAUUUCCUUUAUUUUCAUAGAUAAUUCUGUUACUUAGUCCCAAAGAUCUAAUUUGUUAUACACCAAUAAAUAAUUCAAGCAAAAAAAAAUCUUAGCUUAUAAAAUACUUUAAAAUGAUAAGUACUCGACCAAAAUCCCCGACGCGAGCUGAAGCCAUCGCUAUAGCUCUGAGGCCACAGCCUGUCUUCAGUAAUGGGGUUCUGUUAGGCAACUGGGUAGAAGACAGAAUAGAAUGUCCCAAGCAAGGCACCUUAUACUUCCCACCUAAAGAAGAAAUCGACUAUGAAAAGUUGAAACCAGAAUCCCGACAACCUGAGUUCAGAUUAAAUAAACUUAACGGUUUGCGGGGCAAUGUGGAAGUAGUGUACCGUCACGACAGCCACGAGGACUGUGGCAACUUCACGACGACCAACGACCUCGUGUACAACCACCAGCCGAAGCCUCUAUGCGGGCCCGUGCAGCGGUACUACCGGCGCUGCAAGCACCAGUGGUACCCGCAGCCGGACAAUAUGGAGUGCUUUGGUAACAAAACCGAAUGGGGUCUAAAAAGGUUCAAAGAGCAUGAGUGGGCCUGCACUGAUGUAUCUGAUUACGCGUCCUCGCUGUACGAUGACUCCUAUUUACCACCGCGGCCUCAUCAGUACCUACAGAGGUGUGAGCGGAAGGCCAGGAAUUCGAACUUUACAAAAGGUUUCCGAUUUUCAAUGACAAAACCAUUGGCUAAACCAAAACAAAAAAAACAAUGAUAACAUCAAGAAUCAUUUCUUUCUCAUCUUAGAAAAUUACUAGUCUUUUAAAAUAUCACAUUUUGUUCAAG
This is a messenger RNA of Cydia pomonella (codling moth), 971 nucleotides long. RefSeq lists its product as uncharacterized. Lineage: Eukaryota; Metazoa; Arthropoda; Insecta; Lepidoptera; Tortricidae. Bases 268 to 900 code for a protein of 210 amino acids. The transcript has 5 exons. The record is from RefSeq and is a predicted model, not a curated record.